AUGGCAUUGCGACAUGCGGUGGGUAUGGGUUUGCACCGACACUACGUUGGACAAAGCCAUCAUAUAGAUCAGCGGAGGAGACGGAUCUUCUGGACGUUGUACAUGCUUGAUCGUUCUAUCGCACGCACACUCGGUCGUCCUGUCGGUAUCUCGGAUCGUGACAUCGAUGUCAAGCUUCCAGCAAACAUUGACAUCGAUAUAGAAGAUGAUGAAGAAAUAGGGGCUGCACUACGACGAGAUCCAGGAGCCACUCCAAUGUCUGCUGCGAUACACAUCCUUCGCCUGUCUCAAAUCGAAUCCAAGAUAUACUGCACCAUUUACCGGGUUGAUCAACCACCCGCUGAUCAGGCUGGUAGAAAGGUUCUCCAGUUGCGGCGCCUGCUCGACGAGUGGAAAGACGACAUCGCCGCGAUGGUUCCAAACACGAGCGAGGACGAAGACACACCAAACUACUACAUCAAACGAAGUUACCACAUCCUACAGUAUCACAGAGCCAUUCUGCUACUCUUGUUGCCUCAGCUACCGCAGCUAUCCCCUGCGAGUCAGGACUUUCAGCUUUGCAUGUCUUCGGCUGGAGCGGUUGGACAGCUUUAUAAGAAGCUACACGAUAGUCAGAGCCACCUAUCAUAUUCCCUGAUCGCGCUGCACGCCACCUUUGUUGCUGGCCUAACCCUCAUCUACUGCUUCCUCGCCGAUACCAGUGUCUACAACCUCAAGCUCAGUAGCGACAUUCGUGCUUGCAGCACGAUUCUCUAUGUCAUAUCCGAGAGAUGGUCAAGCGCAAGGGAGAUACGUGAUGCCUUCGAGCGCAUCAUCGCUAACACAAUCGAAAAGUCUGUUGUCGACUUACCACUGUCGCCCUUGCAUAACGACUCCAUGGGCCAGGCACACGGAACCGAAGCCCUCAACGCAUCGCUCCCAGAUGAUCAAGUAUCGGAUACAACCAAGGUUUUCUGGUCAGAACUAGCAACAAUCGGUCAUAGCCAGAAGGACAUGCACCAGCUGCCUGCAGACUCGCUAGACACAAGUAUGUCGAUCAGUCAAACCGAAAAUAUCUGGAACUCGUUGGAGCCUUGGUUUGGCGAAUAUGAGGAUCUUUGGUUAAGCAACUGCACGAACACGGACUUGGAUUUUUUCUGA
Messenger RNA from Cyphellophora attinorum, 1140 nucleotides. Its product is annotated as putative transcriptional regulatory protein. NCBI's taxonomy places the organism in Eukaryota, Fungi, Ascomycota, Eurotiomycetes, Chaetothyriales, Cyphellophoraceae. Gene Ontology annotation, biological process: DNA-templated transcription; positive regulation of transcription by RNA polymerase II. The transcript has a single exon. The record is from RefSeq and is a predicted model, not a curated record. Gene Ontology annotation, molecular function: zinc ion binding; sequence-specific DNA binding; DNA-binding transcription factor activity, RNA polymerase II-specific. Bases 1 to 1140 code for a protein of 379 amino acids.